CUCAGCUCUGCCAGCAGCGAGCAGUGAGCCAUAAUGUGAUGCAGGGCAGCCCGGAAUAAUCUGGUUGGCAUCCAAGGAUGUAUAUUCACUGAGAGGCUGAGGAGUGUGUCAGCAUUUAGUUUCAGUCUAGCUGCACUUUUCCUGCAGCACAGAAUCACAAAGUCUCCGUCUCCUCCUCUGGAUUGGGAUUGAUUCUGCACCGGGAUCCUCUGAAAAGACAAAGUUUUCCUCUCUUGUUAUUGCUGUACCACCACAAUCUACCAAGAUGUGUGACUGCUUUCAUCUAGUUCUUCCUAACUGGCAAGGAUCUCCAGCCAGUGGUUCUGGACGACAGCUGAGGCCGGCCGAGCCCCCGGGAGAUGCUGAUGCCGAUGCAGAUGCAGAGGAGGAAGAUUCUGUUAAUGAAGUGGCAGUAGAAGACAUUCGUCCAAGGCCACAAGGAUCCUCUCCAGUUUAUGAAUAUCCAGUAGAAGAAGACUAUUCAAAGCUUCAAGAAGAAAACAAAAAACAUUCUACAGACAAAUCAAAGCAAAGUCAUCCACAGGAGACAAUGGAAGUGACCCUGAAAACAGAAGUGGAAGCUGGAGCUAGUGGUUUUAGUGUGAAAGGUGGAGGAAAUGAAGGAAUAUUUAUCAAAAAAGUACUUAAGGAAUCUCCUGCUUCAAAAAUAUUUAGUCUUAGAGAAGGUGAUCAGCUUCUAAGUGCUACAAUAUUUUUUGAUAAUAUCAAAUAUGAAGAUGCACUCAAGAUUCUCCAAUAUUCCGAGCCAUACAGAGUCCAAUUCAGCCUCAAAAGAAAAAUUGCCGUGCAAGAAGAUCUAGAACACUCGACAGCCCAGCACAAAAAGGAAAGGAUAGGCCAGGAAAAAGAACUCAGUGAGAGCAUUCCUGAAGAAACACUGAUUGUUUCAGGAAAAGCCAUUUCAGAAGAAGACAGGCAAACAUUAAUUGUAAGCCAAAGGGUAGGAAGAAGUAAAAGACCUAAAAAAGAUAGAUUAUCAUGGCCAAAAUUUCAAUCAAUCAAAAAUAAAAAGAUACUGAGGCACAGAAGAUCUCAUAGUACAUCAGAUGCAUAUGAGCCUGCUGUGCAGGAUAUUUCCCCUACAAGCACGGACACAGAGUCUCAAUUUCCACAAGAGGUCCAUACCAAAGAGAAAAAAGCAAGCCAAAGGAAGCUGAAGUUCCCUAGCAUUGGAUUCAGAAUGCAUAGGUCCAGACCAGAACCUCAAGAGAAGCAAAAAAAAGAAAUAAAAACGACACUGAUCUCUGAAAAAGAAAAAAUACAUAAAGAUGAUAUAAGCCUGGAAAAUCCUGAAAUCUUAACUGUUGAAUAUACCACAUCUCCUGCUUAUGAAAUGAAAACAGGGGAGGGACAUGAAGCUUUAACAAAAGACUUAAAAGAGAUGAAAAAUGGUAUUGCAUCUCAUGUAAAACAAUGCCCUGAAGUUGAAAUAAGCAUUGAAAAAGAAAAAGACAAGGAAGCAACAUCAAAAUUUAGUGUACCUGAAGUACCAGACAUAACAGAGAUAGCAAAGCCCAGUUUAGAAGCAGCUGAUCUGAAAGUAAGCCCAACUAAAAAAUCACCACAAGCCUCAUCAAAAUCCCGAAAAAAGAAACAGAAGGGAGCAGCAGAUAAAAGAGAUGGAGAAAGUGGAAUUAACAUAGACUUGAUAGGUCACAAUACUAAAGGAUAUGUACAGGUAAAAGGCCUAGAAAUUGGCGCUGCUAAAGCAGAAUUGCAGACAUCUGACACACUGGGAACAGGAGAAAAACGAGCAGAAGACACACAAAUACUAAGCAUUCAGAAAAUAAAUUAUGAAAUUUCAGUGCCCCCAAAAAAAGAGACAGAGACUGACACUACCAAACAGGGAAGUGAUGUUCCACAUUCAGUACCAAAAAAACCAGCUGAUACGACUUUAGAGGACAGCAGGAAUUUAAAUGUGAAAACUCUUAUGCCAGAUGCAGAAUCAAAUGUAUCUACUUCGAAAUUACAAAUGCCAUCAUUCAAAGUGGCCAAAGCACCUAAAACUGACAUGAAAAUAACAAGAGAAGAAAGCAGAGAGGACAAAGAAGAUAGUGUAAAAAAGGAAUGGAUUGAGGAUAAGGGCAUGCCUACAAAUGAAAAAGCCUUAAACAUAGAAAUUGGAAUGAAGAAAGGAGAAAAAGAUACAGAGGAGAAAGAAAGCAAAUUCAGACUGCCAAAGUUAAAAUUCCCUACAUUUACCUGGUCAAUUACUAAGGACGAAACAGCCCAACCUGAAGCACAGAUAAGUGAAAGGGAAGUAAAAGUGCAAACACUGGAAAAUGCAGGAGGCCUUCAGGUAAGUGAACCACCAGGAGAAAUUAGGGUUCCAAGUGCAGAAAUGCAUAUAGGAAUACCCAUAGGAACAAAAGAUGAACACAAAAUAAAGCAAAAUCGCGAAGGCCAGUUGCCUAGUCCAAAAGAUCCAACAAUAAAAUCAUUGCAAAUAAAAAUUAAUACAGAAGACAAAAAGGAAAAAAUACAGACUUCAAACACAGAUAUUCCAAUACAAACUAAGGACUUAAAUACAAAAACAAAAUAUGAAAUUUCAGAAAUUACAACAUCUGAGAUCAAAGCUCCCAGGGUGGAUAUCAGCCUGCCCUCCGUUGAUGUCACCCUUCCACAGGCCAGCGUCGACAUGCAGGCACCUGAGGCUACCCUUAGCCUUGAAGAAGAAGCCAAAGGCCCCGAGAAGGAGGUCGGCAAGGCCAAAGACAGCAAGUUCAAGAUGCCCAAGUUCGGCAUGCCUUCCUUUGGCUGGUCCAGCAGCAAAGAGGCCAAGGGCACUGCCCAUGUGCCCGCAGUCGAGGUCACUUUGCCCAGCACAGCGGUCAGCCUCCAAUCCACCACUGUGAUGGCUUUAGGGGAGGGCAGCGGCUUGAAGCUUGAGAAGCCAUCUCUCAAGAUGCCCAAAGCUGACAUCAAAGCUCCCAAGGUGGACGUCAGCCUGCCCUCUGUCGACAUCACCCUUCCACAGGCCAGCGUUGACAUGCAGGCACCCGAGGCCACCCUUAGCCUUGAAGAAGAAGCCAAAGGCCCAGGGAAGGAGGCCGGCAAGGCCAAAGAUGGCAAGUUCAAGAUGCCCAAGUUCGGCAUGCCUUCCUUUGGCUGGUCCAGCAGCAGGGAGGCCAAGGGCACUGUGGCCGCUGAGAUGGAUGUCAGCCUUCAGGAGCCUCAAGUGACAGUGUCGUCGGGAAUGGCUGAUGUGGACAUGACGUUUUCUGACUCUGAGAUCCAAGCACCCCGUUCUGAUGUUUCCCUAGAUUCUUCUCUUUUUAAAGAGGUAGAAUUUAGUAAAUCUAAAACUUCUGUAUUUAGAAUGCCUAAAAUUUCUCUUUCCAAAAGUUUCAAACCUCAUGCACAAAGCCAGUCUGGAUGUGAUGUUUCUGUUUCAGAAAGUCCUUGUUAUUCUUUAACAGAGGAAACUUCUGUUCCUUCUGAGAGUGUUGAACAUAAAUCUUUUCCUGACAUUAAGGUAGAGAGUGUAUCUAAAAGUAGCAAAUUCAGAAUUCCUAGCAUUGGUUUUUCUAAAUCUGAUGUGACCUCAUCUACAAUUGAUCUGGAGUCCUCAUUACAAAAGGGGGAUAUUACUCUUACUAAAUACCAAAUUAAUUCAACAGAAUCAGAAUCAAAAAGAGCAUCUCUUGCUGAUGAAAAUCUUUCAGAUUUUGAAAUUUUAUGUGAAGAUGGUUCUGAGGAGCAAGGAAGUAUUAAGCUAGAGGGCAAAACCACAUCUGCUGAAGUACCUUUGGCUGACACAGAGGUCACAGUUAAAUUUCCUAAAUUCCGAAAACCUAAAUUCAGAAUUCGGUCUAAGGGAAAAGCAUCUGAAAGUGACAUUGGUUCCAGCAUGGAAUCUGAAAUUUCUAAGGGACGGAUAACAUCUGAUAUGACUGAUCCUGAUAUUGAAAAACCAGCUCAUAUCUCUGAUGCCCAACUUGGUGUAAAGUUGCAUAAGCCUUCACUUGAAGUUGUUCUGGAUGCACCAGCAAUGGAUCCAAAUCUCUCAUCCAUGGAGGUUACCUUGCCAAACUUUGAAGCAGAAAUCCAUGGCCCAGAUUUAGAGUGCAAGGCAGAACAGGAAGUAGUUACAGGAGAGAAGGAUACUGAGGAGAAAGAAAACAAAUUUAAAUCAUCAAAAUUCAAACUGCCUUCAUUUCGGUGGUCACCAAAGAAAGAAGCUAUUGCUUCUUCUCAUGCUGAGGAGCAUCUGGAAGGACCCACUUUAUCUACCUUACCUGGUGACAUGGGAUCUGAAUUAACUUUUCCUACUCCUGACAAUCAAUACCUUCAUGCAGAAUUUGAUACAACAGAAAAAGAUGGUGAAAAGGCCAAAACCAAGAAGUCCCAAUUUACCAUGCCAAAGAUCUCAUUCCCUAAAAUUAAGGGUCAGAAAGUGCAGGUCUCUCUGCCUGUAUUGGAAACUGAUGUUUCUGGACCUAAACAAGAAAUAGAAGGUGUUUCUGUUCAGAAAUCUGAGAAGGGAAGUAGUGGAGAAGGGGCAGAACUGGGCAUAAAAGUGCCUAAAGUUACAGUCCCAACUUUGGGACCAGAAGCCAAACCAGAAGCCAAAGCUCCAAAAAUAGAGAUGGAUAUUAGCAUGUCUACAGGUGAGGUCACAGUUCCUACCUGUGAAGGAGAUGAGCUGACACUGAAAGCAGCUGCUGCUCAUGUCAGCCUCUCCACCUCAGAUAUUAAGAUGAUACCUGAAGGUUCGCUUGAGGUGAAGAGUCCUGACAUAAGUGUUGAAGGAACAUCAAGUGAAAUUGCUGUGGGUGAUGUAGAGAUAAAACCUGAAGGUUCUGAAGGGAAAACAAAACUGUCUAAAUUCCAAAUGCCAAAGGUAGGAAUUGGACUUUCUAAAGGGAAAGGGUCAGAAAAGGAUGUUGGCCAAUCCAAAUCAGAAGUAAAGGUUCCCCAACUAAAAGCAACAGUAGAAAUAUCUGACAUAGCUGUUGAAGCACCCAACUUGAAGGUAGAAUGUGGCACAGAAAUGGGGACUUACAGCCCUGAAGCCAAAAUUACCAAAACUGACAGUAAGACAUCAGAGGCUGAUGUUCACCUCCCAUCAGCUGACAUUCCUAUUCCAAAAACAGACAGUGAUAUUCAGGCCUCAGAUGCAGCAGUAAAGAUCAAGGGGGAAAUAAAGCAAGAUGGAGAUGGAGAAGAGAAAGAAGGACAUUUCAAAAUGCCCAAAUUCAAACUUCCAUCCUUCAGUUGGUCACCAAAGAAGGAAGUAAGUGUUAAAUCUGAUUCUGGAGCAAAUUUGGAAGACCAAAAACUUGCUGUCAUGUCAAGCAGAAUAGACACAGAAGUAAAAGAUACUACAAUUGAUGAUCAAGGUAGUGGGCCAGACCUUGAUGUGGAAAUAUCUGCAGGAAAAGUUGAACAAAAAAGCCCCAUUAAAAAGCCUCAAUUUGUCAUGCCUAAAAUUUCACUCUCCAAGAUCAAGGUUCCAAAAUCUCAGUCUCAUUCACCAAGAGUUGAAGCUGAUGCUACUCUUCCUAAAAGUGAAAUAGAGGGUGAUGAUUCAAUUAAGAUACCUGAUAUAGAAAAAAGUCAUCCUGAAGGGAUUAAAGAAGGGGCACAAAUCACCAUAAAACUGGCUGAGACUACGGUCCACACUCUGGACUUUUCCAGAGUAGAAACUGAAGCCUCUGAAACUGAAAUAACAGUCAGCUCAGGAAAGAUUGAUGCAUCUUUGACUCCCUCAGAGGGGAGUUUUCAACAGGUUGACUUAAAAAUAAGUUCUACCAAUGAAGGUAAUAUUAAAGAAAUGGGUACUAAGCUCCCCAAAGUAGAAGCUUCAGUGGAUUUGAAGAGCCCUGAUAUGUUAACAGAAACCUCAUCAGUUGUGGAUGGAAGGAAAGUGAAAUUGGAAGGUCCUGAAGGGAAGAUUAAAAUGCCCAAAUUCCAGAAGACAAAGUUUGGAAUGUCCCGAACAAAAGGGAAAGUCCCAGAGUCAGAGAUCAGCUCUCCAAAAAUAGAAACUGAGCUACCCCAACUAAGAACAACAAAUGAAAUUGCUGACAUUGCUGUGGGAGUUCCAGCAUCAGAACUUACAUCUGAUAUGUCAGAUCCUGGAAUAGUUGAUGGUAAGAUAAAAACACCCCAAACUCUGACAGGUGGCAUUGAUGAUGCAAAGGUAGACAUAGGCACCCAGUCAGUGCCUAAACCAAAAACAGAGGGAGUGACUGAGAGUCUUGGGGAGAAGGAAAUCAAAUUAAAAGAUCAUGAAAUAAAAGCUGAAGAAGUUCAGACUGAAGAACAUCAGGGAUGGUUUAAAAUGCCAAAAUUCAGAAUACCUGCAUUUAGCAGGUCAUCCUUAAAGGAAAAAAGAAGUGAUGCUGAUAUUGAAAGAAGUAUGGAAAAAGCUCAGGCAAGUACUCCUUCUGCUAAAGUACAAACUGAAGCAAGUGUUCCUGAAAAUAUCUUCUCAUUACCACAUGCAGUUGCUGAAAUUACUAUUGGAAAAGAAGGGAUUCAAAAAUUAGGAGAUUCUGUGAAGAGUUCUAAUGUUAGCUUGCCAAAGAUUGAAGGAGAUAUUUCAUUAUCCACAGAAAGAACAGAUAGUAGAGUGAGUAUUCAAAAAACUGAAAGUUACGCAGAUGUAGUUAAGCGCAGUGCUGAAGGAUAUACUUCAGAAAUCACAGUGUCUGCAGCAGAAUUUUCUAAAUCAUACCCAAGUUCAGAAAGUGACAAGGAGAAGAGUACAACAAACAGGUUUCCUACAUGUACACUGACAUUUCCAGAGCAUAAAGGCAAAUCACAGGAUAUAAGUGUCCAAAAGGUAGAAAGUUCCAUGAAAUUAGAGACAUCAGGGGUAGAAUGCAAACCAUCAUCAGCUGAAAUUACUCUGGAUGCAACACAGAUGAAAACAGAUGUUAGUCUUCCAAAGGAAGUGCUAGAUUCUCAAAAUAAAGAGGCAGCAAUUAAAAAAGGAAAGAUAAAGGGUGAGGUGAAAAUCAUAGGAAAAGACAGUGAAGAAAGCAAAUUAAAAAGGACUGCGUGUGAAUGGUCUACAACAAAAGGAUCGGAAGAUGGUACUUAUGUUACUGCUAAACUGGAAGAUCUAAAGGUAGAAGUUCCAACUGUGAAAACAGAUGUUAAAAUUACUGGAGUAGAUCCUGAAAUGAAAUUUCAAGUGAAAAGUGUUGAAAAGGAUGUGUCUGCAGGAGUGGAAGUGCAAGUAGAAGACAGAGCAGAAAUAAGUAAAAUUAAAGCAUACAAGUUUAAGAUUCCAAGAUUUGGAAUGUUGCAUUCUGAAAUCAAGGGUUUUGAAGAUGAUACUGAUUUGCCAAAGUCAGAAGCUGAUUCAGCAUCUAAAAGUGAAAAUGGCACAGCAGAAAUGCAGUUACAAAAACCAGAAGGAUGGAUUGGCCUGAAAAGUCCAGAUCAUAUAGAAGCAUCUGCCAGAAUAACAGGGGGAACAGUGGACCAAAUACAAGGUGUCCCAGAAGUAAGUGUAAGAAUUCCUAAACUAAAAAUACCAAGAUUCACUUUCAGAACUCCCCCAAUUGAAGCUGAUGUUUUGCUGUCAAAAGUUGUAACAGAUCCAAAGGGAUCUAGUACUGACAUUGAAAUAGUGCAACUGCAAGCAAGCUCUGCUAUCCCUGAAGAAACACCAGGAGCUGUAGAGGGGGGUGUUCAAAAAGCAAAAAGCAAAAUUUUAACACUGACUGAACCUGACAUUAAAACAGCACAAAUGACAGCUACCAUUGAGUCCUCCCUUUCAAGUGCAGGGCAAGACAUUCAUUGGUCUUAUAUAGAGGGCCAAGAAGUAAGUGAAAAAGUAGAACCUGAACAUGUUGCUAUUGAGCGGUGUGAGAUUUACACCACUGAAAUACUGAAAGAAUCUGAGAUUCUGUCAUCAGAGGUCAAAACUGCUACUUUGGGAUUCUCAUUGCUCAAGGCCAAGUUGCCUGAAUCACACAGUGAUUUAGACAUGCUGGUCCAGCAGCCAUCUCCAACAGGAGAUGCAUCAGUGAGAAAACCUACAGGUGCUGGUGAAAGUUUGGGAGUAGCAGCACAGAGAACUGAGCUCAAACUAUCUGACAAACCACACUGUGAGUCUGAAGAAUCUAGAGGAAAAGUAAGUUUGUCAAAGUUAAAAACAUCUGCUGCUGAAGUAAAGGGUUCCAGUAAACCUGAAGAGAGUUUUCCUGAUAAAUCACCAGAGGGAAUAACUCCAGCUCCUCUCUCUGAAGAUGAAGAUGUAGUUGAAGCAGUGGAAGGUGAAGAAAAAGACAUGACCAAUGAGAAAGAAAAGACUGAUAGUAAAAGAUCUCCUGGAAGAUUUAAAUUUUGGCUUCCAAGUAUUGGCUUUUCAUCUUCUGGGGAUGAAGCAAACACAGAUGCAAAAGCAGAAAUAAAAAAAUCAGUUCUAGAAGAUGUGAAACCUGCUGACACAUCAGAUGAUUCCUCUAAGCAGGGUGAAAAAACUGGAUGGUUUAGACUUCCCAAGCUUGGUUUCACAUCUCCCUCCAAAAAGUCUAAGUCUGUUCUCAAAGAAGAGUUGGGUCAUAAAGAGGGGAGACUCUCAGAUGAAGAUAGCCCAACAGAUAAGCCAGAUGUGUUUUUUGAUGCACAAGAAAGCUUAUCACCUAAAGAAAUAGGAGAGGGUGAAAAAGCUGAGACUGAUGGGGCCUCAUCUAUUGUGACAUCUUCAGCAAGAACUGAACUAAUCUUGCUGGAGGAAGACAGUAAAUCUAAUAUUGUUGGAGAUACAACCAAAUGAAGGUUGUAUUUUCUCAAUCAUCAAUGAAAACAAAAUCACAGAAGAGAAUGUUUUCCUAAUUUUCUACUAAUUGAAAAUUAAAACCCAAGGUUGGUAUUCAUGAAAACACUUGAACAGAAUUUACUAUGUUAAAAUUUUCAAGUACAUGGAUGUACUAGAUUGUACACUAAUAAAAAUAAUUUCAUCAUAUCUUCCCCAAUGGCAACAAUUAUGACACGUGCAGAUGAACCCAUAGUUUGAGCAAAGUCUGAGUAGAUACCAGAACCAUGUAAGUAAAUCACUGAAAGGCUCCAUGAUAGCAAAAGAAUUGUUAAAAAGGGUUCUCAAAACACAUCAGUUAUAUUUCGAUUACAGAUUAUUUCCAGAAUGGGCUCUAAACAAGUAUUAUGAGAACUAUACUUACCUGUUUAGAUUUUGGAACUUUCUGAUCUACUUUUGCUUUUUAUUAAAAUGUCUUUUUAUUUCAGCUAAGGUAGUUGUAUAUUCCACAAACAUUUUAAAAUAUAAAGUAAAAAUUAAAUAUUAGUGUAGAGAGACUAAUGCUUUGCCUCUUCCUCUCUUCUCAUUUUUUAUUAUUGUGGCGGGUCAUAUUUAGCCUUAAAAUAAUUAAAAAAAAAAAAACAGCAAAAACCAACAGAAUAAUUUCAAUACCAAAAAACAUGUAAGUAAAUCAUGUUUGUAAGAUACCAGAAUAAAACAUGCUUACAAAGAAUAUUAUUCAAAUGUGGAUAAAUAAAUUUUAAUGUAUAUACUUAUGGGAUAGUUAAAUGCUUAGAAUGAUCUGCCACACUGGUGGAAUUGCUUCAGAGAUUUUCUGGGAAAGGAGGUGUAUAUAAUUAUUUGCUCCUCUGUUUAUAUUAACGCUUCUCUCAAGUGCACAAUGAAAACCAGAGUGCAUAUGUGACAGCCUUCACAUGUACCAUUAAAACACUGUCUGUAUUCUUAAUUCACAAUAAAUUCACUAUAUGAAUAAUAA
This is a messenger RNA of Lonchura striata (white-rumped munia), 9734 nucleotides long. Lineage: Eukaryota; Metazoa; Chordata; Aves; Passeriformes; Estrildidae. The record is from RefSeq and is a predicted model, not a curated record.